AUGGCUCCCUCUGUCGCACAAAUCCCGGAGGAAUCCAUCUCGGCAAAGGGGGGAUUUUAUGGUCAACUCAAGUCCACUGUCGAUUCCAAGGAAGGACUAGAGAAGACGAUCCGUGAUCAUGAGUUGGUGCCCCUUUGGAACACUGGUGCACCUCCUAGCGCUCCAAUCCCCCAUAGCAAGCAUAUUCCUGCUGUGUGGAAGUAUGAAGAGACAAAGAGUCUGCUACUGAGGGCAGCAGACCUGGUAGAUGCCAACGAGGCUGAGAGAAGGGCUGUCCUGAUGAUCAACCCCGGUCCAAAGCAACCACCAUUCACUUUGGAUACCUUGCUGGCGGCUCACCAACUCAUUAUCCCGGGCGAACAGGCAAUAUGCCACAGACACACGCCGUUUGCUGUACGAUUCCUGAUAGAAGGUGACUCGGGGUACACUGCCAUAUCGGGAAAGAAAAUGUUCAUGAAGCCUGGCGACCUAAUCAUCACUCCAGUUUGGAACUGGCAUGAUCACGGCAACGAGGGGCAGAAUAAUGUCAUCUGGCUAGACGGCCUAAACAUUCCUCUCUUCAAGCACAUUCCCGUUGAUUUUACGGAGCAUUACGAUGAAGAAUACGGUGCGACUACUCACGAAUCCAAGGUAGUUCCAGAUGCAGAAGCGACAGACAUGAAAUUUCCAUGGACAAGUAUGCAAAGCAAGCUUGAUACUUCCGGAGGAAGCUUUGCAAGCAUGGAAUAUCUUUUGCCGAAUGGAAAGUCGGUAUCAACGACAAUUGGUGCAUAUGCGACUCGCGUGGCUGCUGGUCAGGCAUCGCCUCCAGUCCAGGAGACUGCCAGCUACAUCUUUCAAGUACACGCUGGUCGGGGCUAUACAGAGGUCUUUGCUCCUGACGGAGAAAAGUAUACACUACGUUGGACCAAGAGUGAUAGUUUCUGCAUUCCUUCGUGGUAUCGGUUCCAGAUAUUUGCGGAAGAGGAAGACGUGUACUUGUUUAGUUUCUCGGACAAGCCAAUGCAAGUGGCGCUCGGGUUCUGGAGAUCACGGGCUUGA
Pestalotiopsis fici W106-1 is the source of this 1041-nucleotide messenger RNA. RefSeq lists its product as uncharacterized. The transcript is spliced from 4 exons. Lineage: Eukaryota; Fungi; Ascomycota; Sordariomycetes; Amphisphaeriales; Sporocadaceae. Gene Ontology annotation, molecular function: dioxygenase activity. Bases 1 to 1041 code for a protein of 346 amino acids. The record is from RefSeq and is a predicted model, not a curated record.